Polypterus senegalus (gray bichir) is the source of this 1378-nucleotide messenger RNA. RefSeq names its product arylalkylamine N-acetyltransferase 2 (gene aanat2). Gene Ontology annotation, biological process: circadian rhythm; response to light stimulus. The transcript has 3 exons. Gene Ontology annotation, cellular component: cytoplasm. Lineage: Eukaryota; Metazoa; Chordata; Cladistia; Polypteriformes; Polypteridae. The coding region runs from base 104 to 721 and encodes 205 amino acids. Gene Ontology annotation, molecular function: aralkylamine N-acetyltransferase activity. The record is from RefSeq and is a predicted model, not a curated record.
AGCUGCAGCCCUUUUAGCGCUAAGCCACUUAAAGUCGAUGCUUUAAAGCUCCGCUCACAUCUCCGGCUAGCUACAAAGAUAGCAGCUGCCACGCGACCUCAUCAUGACUCAGCAGCGGAGUAACAUCUCGCCCUUCCUUCUCAAGCCCUUGCUCCGUGGAGGGAUCCCCAGCCGACAGCGCAGACACACACUGCCUGCCAGCGAGUUCCGAAACCUGACUCCGGAGGACGCGAUCAGCGUUUUCGAGAUCGAGAGAGAAGCAUUCGUGUCCGUGUCUGGGUUGUGCCCCCUGACGCUCGACGAGGUCCUGCACUUUCUGAGCUUGUGUCCGGAGCUGUCCCUGGGCUGGUUCGAGGAGGGUCAGCUGGUGGCGUUCAUCAUCGGCUCUGGAUGGGACAAAGAGCGCCUCUCACAGGACGCCCUGACCACUCACGUCGCAGGUACGCCCACCGUCCACAUCCACGUCCUCUCCGUGCACCGUCACUGCCGACAGCAAGGCAAAGGUUCCAUCCUGCUGUGGCGAUACCUGCAGUACCUGCGCUGCCUGCCGUGGAUGCGACGGGCCCUGUUGGUCUGCGAGGAGUUCCUGGUGCCCUUCUACCUCAAGGCUGGCUUCAAGGAGAAGGGUCCUUCGCUUAUCUCUGUGGGACAUCUCCAAUUCACCGAAAUGGAGUACAGUCUGGGCGGACGAGCCUUCGAGCGCCGUAACAGUGGCUGCUAGGAAACGGGACACACGUGAAGUCACUGCCCCGUCGCCUCAGUCUCCCCGUUCCCGAUGGCUUAUGACAGACACUUUUGACUGACCACCAAGAGUCCCUGGGCCAUGCUGGAGGUGGUGGUGGGAGCUGUGACAGCUUUCACUGGCAGCCACCAGAACAGGUGAGAGGUGACGCUAAAAUGUCACCUGCCUUUAAUGUUGGGGAAAGGCAAAGGGAGAUUUGGAAGACCCCGGCCGGCGCUGGGACAUUUUGUUUGCCUGGAACUUUACAAGCGAGGGGCCCAAGUGGCCUGCCAAGACGCGCACUUUGGGUGCGACACCCUUGUCGUUAGGAGUAUAAAGAUGGGCGACAUGCAUGGAGAGCACCAGGAAUCCCCAGUGCGCCGGGCUUGGUGUGGAUGAGCAGGGUGAAAGGACACAAAGGACCGUGAAGGGGGCUCCUCGGAUCGCCCUGUUCGACGACAACGUGAGGAGGCGUGACGUGCGCGAAUGACGCGGUGAUGGCGCGCCCUGCCGCUCUUCGUACCCGUCCAUGUAUUUUAUAAACACUGCGCCGAUUUAGUGGCCUUCUUUAUACCGACUGGAAACCCAGUAAAGUGGAUGAAAAAAAAAAGAAGCUGUGUGUCUGAAAUGACUUGAUCGGCCUGCGGUGGGACUGGG